CUCAUUUGGAAAUCAAAGUUACUUUCAGCGCACUUUCACACGUAGUUAAAGUCACAGAAGCACCGUGGACGUUAUUUGUUAAUUACGUGGUCUGCAAUCAAAAAGUUGAGAAACAAAAGGAGAAAAAGAUAAGGUAGAUGAAUCCAUGAUUGCUUGUGAGUUUCAGUUUUGGAAAAUGGGGUACCUGAGAAUUGUGUGUAGUUUGGUUUUUGUGUGUUUGAUCAAUCUUUGUGAGCCAAAACUUUUUGUGUUGCCUUCGAAUUGGACUGUUGUCAGUAACUCUAGCCUUGCAGCCCUUAAUACAGAGCAGGGGACAUUCAGUGCAGUCACAGAUGGUGAGGGGAAUCCCGUAAUGAGUGAGGAUAACAGAUUUCGGUUUGGAUUCAUCAAUGUUAAUUCUUCUGGUGAAUUUAUUCUCUCCAUUGUUUUGGUCGUGAAUACCACAUCCUCAGGUUUUGGAACUGAGAUUUGGACCGCAAAUAGGCAGAGGACCGUUGCAGAAGGUGCAGUGCUGAGUCUGGAGAGUAGUGGGGAUAUGAUAUUGAAAGAUACAGAUGGAACAGAGGCCUGGAAUAUCAGUACUGGUAAGACCCAAAACAAGACCAUUGCUAUGCAGAUGUCAGGUAAUUUGCAGAUCUAUAAUACUACAAAUUCUUCACUUUUUUCAAGUUCUAGUCUUGUAUGGCAGAGUUGGGACCAUCCUACACACACCCUCUUACCUGGGCAGAGUCUAAAGACUGGCUAUACGUUGGUAUCCAAUUACUCUGCAACAAGUGCCAGCCAAGGGUCUUAUAAGCUGGUUAUGGAGCCUGGAGGGAUGGUCCUGUACUACAAAAGCAUGUUUGAUGAACCUUAUUGGUCUCGGGGGCUGCCUGGAUUGGACUAUGGAGGCAUUCUAAGGCCAUGUUUCUAUCCUUCCUCGUCUCAGAAUGCCGAGGCCGUGUAUACAGGGCCAGAACUCCGAAUUUCAUUCAAUGAGUCUAUUGUCAAUUCAUCUACCUCCUGUUCAAAUGGAACCACUAGUUUGAAUCUGGCGCCUUCCCUUAAUGACACCCAAUAUAGGUUCCUGAGGCUGGACAUUGAUGGUAACCUCAGAUCAUACAUGAUACCACAAGUGCCAGGCACAAACAACAUUUCUUCAGCGUGGACUGCAGACUUUGGGUUAGAUCAAUCUGAAAAGUGUGUUCUUCCGAAAGUGUGUGGACCUAAUGGCAUCUGUAGGAGUGGCCAGUGCAGCUGUCCGGGCUCUGGAACACCUGAUGACUUUGAUCAAAUUCAGAUUUUUGAUGUCACCCAAGGGUGUCACAGCCGGACAGGUGAACCUGAUUGCAACCAAACUUCUGCGCAUCAUCAUUUUUUGCCGAUUGAUCAAGCAGAUUACUACCUAAAUGAGUUCUUCCUGCCUCUGAGGAAUGUGUCUACCGUCGACAACUGUAAAGCGAUGUGCUCAUCCAACUGCUCUUGCACCGCGGCCUUCUUCCACAAUAGCUCUGCGUCAUGUUACCUUUCAACUGGCCCCUUGAACUCCAUUAAAUCUGUGUCAAACCAGACGUACACGGCUUAUAUCAAGGUCCAGAAUAAUCUCCCACAAAACCAGACUUCAGCUUCGACUUCCUUGAGUACUGGCACCAUAGCAGGGAUAACGGUAGGCUCAGCUGCAGUAGCUCUCUUCCUGUGCCUGAUCAUCAUGGUAACCAUUCAGCAUAUGCGAAAGAAAAAAGUUAAUGAAGAUGACAUGUGUGAGGAAGAGAUUGACCUCGCAGAAAUGGAAGAGGAAGCAUUCUUAAAAACCCUUCCAGGUCUUCCCCCCAGAUUCACAUAUCAUGAACUCAAGGAAGCCACUGAUAACUUCAGAAAAAUUCUUGGAACAGGAGGAUUUGGAUCAGUCUAUGAAGGCAUUCUUAAAGAUAAUAGCAAAGUGGCAGUGAAAAAAUUAGAUGGGCCAAGGCAAGGAUAUAAGGAAUUCAGAGCUGAAGUUGCAACAAUAGGCAGCAUAAGCCAUUUGAAUCUGGUACGACUUAAAGGAUUUUGCGCAGACUCUAAGCAGAGGCUAUUGGUUUAUGAGCUUUUAGAAAAUGGGUCUCUGGAUAAGUGGCUGUUCCCACCCAGAACAGGAAGCCCAAAUUCAGAAGAAAACUGCAAUGUCUUUUUAACUUGGGAACAACGGUACAAUGUUGCAAUAGGGACUGCCCGAGGCCUAACCUAUCUGCAUGAGCAAUGCAGGGAGCCCAUCAUGCACUUAGACAUAAAACCUCAAAACAUUCUCCUGGACAAGAGCUUCACGCCCAAAGUCUCUGAUUUUGGCAUGUCUAAGCUCCUCAAUGAGGACAUAACCCAAAUUGUAACAGCAGUGAGAGGGACACCUGGUUACCUUGCUCCUGAAUGGCUAAGGUACUCCAUUGCCACUAAGAAAUGUGAUGUCUACAGCUUUGGGAUGGUGUUGCUAGAAUUGGUGUCUGGAAGGAGGAAUUUUGACGCUUCUGCUUCUGAUCCUCGCCUCUGUUAUUUCCCUGCAUGGGCAAUGCUCAGGGCCCUGGAGGGUAGGUACCUGGAACUGGUAGACCAGAGGCUAGAGAACAAUGUUGAUAGGGAGAAUGUUAUCAGGAUGACUAAGGUAGCAUUCUGGUGUAUUCAGGACAAUCCCGACAGGAGGCCAUGGAUGAGUGUUGCAUUGAAGAUGUUGGAAGGGGAGUGUAAUGUCCCUGAUGCACCUUUGUGGCUGGUGCAGAGAGGUCCAGAGUUUUUGGAAGAAUAUGGGUAUGAGCCUAUGGAGAGAGGUGAGGAGGAUUCGUCGGUUGGAAAUGAGACGGCAGAUGAGAGGGCAUAUGAUUCCAUUGCCGCCAUAUCCACCACAGAGCUAUCUGGUCCAAGAUAACGACAUCUACUUGUAGUCGUUAAACAUUUCUGUAUAGCUAAAGCAGUACAAGAUGGGAAGUUGGAUGCCACCUUUGAGAUAGAAAUUGGAGAGCAAUGGGAAUUUGCAUAAGCAAAAAUGGUCAUGCCUGAAAGAAAAACUGUGUAACAAUCUGUAGUUAUGUGCCCUGGAUGUUUCUGCCAUGAACAUCUUAUGCUGCUUGUAUUAAAUAUUGCUUAUCGUUAAAUCUCCUUUCCUUUUUCCCCAGUUGUCCAUUUGUUCUGUGACAAUAGAAAAUGGUCUCAUGUAUAUACAGAACUUCCACUCUAUUGCCCCCAUGGGAGGUAGUGAGGAGGAUUCGUUGUUCGGAAAUGUCAGGGCAUAUGAUUCCAUUCCCACAGUGGCAUUCAUAAACCUAUCUGGUCUAAGAUAAUGAUUUCUACUUGUACUUGGAACUUGACAUGAUGGGAAGUUGGGUGCCAACUUUGAGAUAAUAACUGCAUUGCAAAGGGCAUUAGCAUUGACAGAAACCUCCUGUCUUUGGGACAAAACUCCAUGAAUUCCGCUUUGAUUCAACCCUAAUGUGGACCCACAGCUCCCAUCUCCGGCCCAAACUGUUAACCGCUCAAGUUUAUAAUUAACUGCAACCCACUAAAUUUAUUUCGGGAGAUGCAGGAUUAUCAUUUUUGAAUUGUGCAGAAACUUAUGGCUUUAUAGUUUUGUAAUUUUCAGAAACAUUAUUAUUUAUUGUUUUAGAAAUCUUCUGUUUGUGUC
Cryptomeria japonica (Japanese cedar) is the source of this 3628-nucleotide messenger RNA. Its product is annotated as G-type lectin S-receptor-like serine/threonine-protein kinase SD2-5. Gene Ontology annotation, molecular function: protein serine/threonine kinase activity; ATP binding. Gene Ontology annotation, biological process: protein phosphorylation. NCBI's taxonomy places the organism in Eukaryota, Viridiplantae, Streptophyta, Pinopsida, Cupressales, Cupressaceae. The coding region runs from base 146 to 2875 and encodes 909 amino acids. The transcript has 2 exons. The record is from RefSeq and is a predicted model, not a curated record.